This is a messenger RNA of Diachasmimorpha longicaudata, 1382 nucleotides long. RefSeq names its product splicing factor YJU2-like. NCBI's taxonomy places the organism in Eukaryota, Metazoa, Arthropoda, Insecta, Hymenoptera, Braconidae. Gene Ontology annotation, cellular component: U2-type catalytic step 1 spliceosome. Gene Ontology annotation, biological process: mRNA splicing, via spliceosome. The record is from RefSeq and is a predicted model, not a curated record. Bases 212 to 1282 code for a protein of 356 amino acids. The transcript has 2 exons.
CCGAUUUUAAACUUAUGCUGACUUUAGUAUAUACAGUAGUAUCUAACCCCCCGUAUAGUGACUGACAUAACCUUGAAAAUUCGCUUGUUUGUUAUCACGGGUAAGAUUGUACGUGACUGAGUGCUUUUUCACAAAGUUCUGGAAUUGAUUGUUUAGUUGACUACAAGACAGUGCAAAUUUCCAUAAAAGAGAAACCACAUUACCUUGAAAGAUGUCUGAACGUAAAGUAUUAAACAAAUAUUAUCCCCCGGAUUUUGAUCCGUCGAAGAUACCUCGCAUGAAACUUGCCAAAAAUCGUCAAUAUACAGUACGUCUAAUGGCUCCCUUCAACAUGAGAUGUAAAACGUGCGGUGAAUACAUUUACAAAGGAAAAAAAUUCAAUGCCCGCAAAGAGGACGUCGACGGUGACGAUUACCUCGGUAUUAGGAUAUACAGAUUCUACAUAAAAUGCACAAGAUGUCUGCAGGAGAUAUCCUUCAAGACAGAUCCAAAAAACACUGAUUAUGAGAUCGAGGCAGGAGCUACGAGGAACUUCAUGGCAUUGAAAUUAGCGGAGGAGCAAGCACAGAGGGAGGAGGAUGAGGAAAAGGAAGAGGAGGCAACCAAUCCCAUGAAGUUAUUGGAAAAGAGAACACACCAAUCCAAACAGGAAUUAGAAUUACUCGAGUCUUUGGAGGAAUUGAAGGACCUCAACAGGCGACAGCAGACGAUCAAUUACGACGAGAUGUUGGAGCAGUACAACACCGCCAUCGCUAGACAAAGAACGAUCAAAGAGCAAGAGAAAUUGGACGAGGAAUUGGUUCAAUCCAUCUUCAGUAAAAAGAGAUUAAUUGGUCAUGUUUUAGAAGAGGAAAUCAUUGAGCUGGACGACCCUGAUGAUCCUUCCAUUCGACCGAAGAGGCUCCACAGUUCCUGUGAAUUAACUACAACCGUCAAUUCCGGUGAAACAUCAGACGGUAAAGCCAGUUCAAUGAUACAGGGUGACAUGACGAAGCCUAGCACCUUAACAUCAUCUUCGGUAGGAGAAGGUACCUCGUUGAGUUGGUCCGCUGUUUCUACUGCACCUCAAAAUAGAAGCGAACAUUUAAUGAAAAAAAAAACAUGUCUAGGAAUUGUUGUUGGUCGACAUGAUAAUAAGGAUUUGAAGCCUUUUACAUCACCAAAUAGACAGAAUGAUAAUUCAAGCAACUCGCAUAGUGUCGACGGCAUUAGCACGAAUGGCUUGGCGUUAUUAGGGGCAUAUUCUGGAAGCAGUGAUGACAGUAGCAGCGAAAUAAGUUAAUCUAUUGGAUUCAGAAAAUUGUGCAUAUUUUUCUAUGGAAUGUGGAGAUAGCUUGUAAAUAAUAAUGAUAAUAAAUAAAAUAAAUAACAAUCGACUAGUA